Molecule: messenger RNA, 2434 nt
Organism: Poecile atricapillus (Black-capped chickadee)
Lineage: Eukaryota; Metazoa; Chordata; Aves; Passeriformes; Paridae
Gene: METTL21C
Product: methyltransferase 21C, AARS1 lysine
Exons: 5
Coding region: 1231-2025 (264 amino acids)
Biological process (GO): peptidyl-lysine methylation
Cellular component (GO): cytoplasm; cytosol
Molecular function (GO): protein-lysine N-methyltransferase activity
Source: RefSeq, a predicted model, not a curated record
CUGGCCUGUUGUAGUAAGUACUUAUUUAAGCAACAAAAAAAAUAUGGGGGGAUCAAUUUCCACCCAAACUGACAAAUUAACAGUUUACUCAUUAAACAAGACUUUUGGUUUUAUACAUAGUAAAGUACUGGACAAGAUAACAUUUUCUCCUGCUUUUCUGUUUCAGAAUUGGCUUUUUAACUUAAAUAGCACAAAUCAUGCUACAAGAGCCUUACAAAAAAUCCCACCAAAACAAAUACCUCAAACCCCCAAAAAUGAGAAUGUAGUGCUCUGUCGGUCUUAACAUAAAAUGUUUAGACUAUUGUGUCUUCAACCAAAUGUUUUCUGGCUGUAUCCAUCACCAGUUCUGAUAGAUUCUUCUCUUUUCAUUAUGUACCUUCCCAAUUGUACAAGUCUGAAAAUAUUUUUCACAGAGAUUUUCUAAAACAUUAAAACAAGGGCAGAUUUUAUUCCAGCUUAAGGCAUGAAAAGGAGACAUUGCUCAAAUCCAGAAGCCUACUUUUGAUUAAAUGAAAAAGCAUUUUUGGUGGAAGGAGUCCCACUGUGACGUGGAAUGUGAACAUGGAUGCACUCACUCAUGCCAGGGAAUGCAAUGACUGCACCAUUAACUUGUCUCCUACCUACCAUCGUCAUACUUCAAAUCACACACAAUGGGGGAAAGCCAGAUCUUGUUACUAGACAGAUGGAGGCCCUCUGAAGGAAAAGAAAAAAAAAGAAAAAAAAAAAAAAAAAAAGGUGCAGAAAUUGAUUUAAAGCACUCCUUUCUGUACCAGUCCAAAAUCACUGCCACGACGGAGCAAAUGCAGUGUCAGAGUAAUUAGAACAGAAAUCCUGUCCUUGUGAAUAGAAAGAAUAGCAAUAAGGAAUAUAUCAAGUAUCAGUAGAAUUGCAAUGGUGUCAAUAUCAUGUGCAAAUUAAAUCACUCACAUAAGUCAGCAGUCACACUGCUCCUUAAAAAACUACCUGCAGGCAUAGCUAAACAUCUUGGCCACUGGCAAAGAUUUACCCCUUCCAGUCAGGAUAUCUGAAACAGCCUCCUGCAGAAUGAUGCAACCCAGAUGAUACAACACUUUGUCUGCAGUACCUGCGGCUGGAGAGAGCAAAUAUACAGUCUCAAAAAUGAGCAGAAUGGAUAAAUGUUUUUAUCAUGGAUAAAAACACAGCUCACCCCAGCCAUCAUGCUAUGUGGGAAAGGUGAACUUGUACAGCCUCUGGCCAGACUGUUUUGCCAUGAUCUCUGCACAGCAGCCACCAUUCCCCAACAAAAUUCAAAGAACAAUGGACUGCCAAUCCAAGGAAGAAACCUCUGAAGAGCAGUAUGACUCUGAAAACUGCACUUGCAGCUCUGAGCAUGUGGAAUCUGAUGCAGGCUCACCGGUAACUCUUCAAAUACUGCAGAACUGGGUUCCUAGAGUUUCACACUACUUUGAUAAGGAGCACUAUACAUACGUUGGCCAUCAGAUUGUCAUUCAGGAGUCCAUAGAACACUUUGGAGCUGUGGUAUGGCCAGGGGCACUGGCUUUAUCUCAAUAUCUGGAAUCAAAUCAAGAACAAUUCAACCUCAAAGACAAAAAAGUUUUGGAAAUUGGUGCUGGAACAGGCUUGCUUUCCAUUGUGGCCUGUAUCUUAGGAGCUCAUGUUACAGCUACAGAUUUGCCUGAAGUUCUUGAAAAUCUUUCAUAUAAUAUUUCAAGAAAUACACAGAACCUGAAUAUGCACAAACCUGAAGUGAGAAAACUGAUAUGGGGAGAAGACCUCAAUGAAAAUUUUCCUGUAUCAACUUACCAUUAUGAUUUCAUACUGGCAACUGAUGUUGUGUACCAUCAUGGAGCUCUGGACCCCCUGCUAGCAACAAUGGUGUACUUUUGUAAGCCAGGAACAGUAUUACUAUGGGCAAAUAAAUUCAGAUUCAGUACAGACUAUGAGUUUUUAGAAAAAGUUUGCAAUAUAUUUAAUACAACCAUUCUAGCAGAAUUUCCAGAAUCAAAUGUCAAGCUGCUUAAAGCCACAAUUAGAAAGAAUUAAAGUGAAAACUACUCCUGAUCUUGAUUGAGUGGCAGCACCUCACAGAUUGGAAUGCUUUCCAAGAUUAUGUUGCACCUUCCGUGGAUUUAUGGUUGUAAAGAUGCAGUUUUAUCUAAGUGUUGCAUUGCAAGUACAAAAAAAAAUACAGCAAGGCAAAAGAUACAGCAGUUUGUCUCUGGCUGAUAUAUAUGACCUGUUCAAACUGACCAACUUCCCUCCACUGAAGGAACAAUGUUAGUAAGAAGGCUUUAACAAAAAGCAUUGAUCUUCUGGGCUGCACUGACCCUCUGCUGUUUGUAAGCUGCUUUCUUUCAGCAAGUUUUAUUUAGGUACUCAUCCAGAAACCAGUACAAUUUUUAGCUUCAGUAUUUUUAUUCAUUAUAAAAAUCUUUUAAAGUAUCAGAGUGAA